CGCGAGCGGUGAAACACCAACGCACAGCUCAAAACCCUUGGUUGUGGAGUCGUUGCAUGAGCAUGUCGUCGGUGUAUCCGCGAAAGGACAAGACGGGCAAGGCGGCGGAAGAAGAUGCCGUCCGCUGUACGUUUGUGAACGACGACGUCAAGAACCGAGAGCUGCGAGCCAAGUUUAAGUACACCAACAAUUGGGUGUCCACGUCCAAGUAUACGAUUGUGAGCUUUGUGCCCAAGACGCUGUUCGAGUUCUUUCGGGUGAUUGCCAACAUGUACUUUUUGUUCAUUUCGAUCAUCCAGUUGGCGUCGGACUGGUCGCCCACGAACAAGUAUACGACGGCGGGACCGUUAUUGAUUGUGCUGAUCGUGUCCAUGAUCAAGCAAGCAAUUGAAGACAAGAAGCGCCAUGACGCCGACGGCAUUCAAAACUGCCGCAUCUGCCACGUGCUGGGGUCCGACGGGUCGAUCCAAGACAAGCCAUGGCAACAUGUCGAAGUGGGUGACAUUUUGUUCUUGAAGGACAAGGACGAGAUGCCCGCGGACGUGCUGAUCUUGGCCACGUCGGAAGAAGAAGGGCGGUGCUUUGUGGAGACGUGCAACUUGGACGGGGAGACCAACUUGAAGCGCCGGACAGCGUGCGAACCCAUCGCGAAACUCAUUGGGUUCCGAGCGCUCAACGACCCUGUGAUCGACGAAGCAAAGCACAAGCAAUCGUGUGUGGCUUUUCGUGGGUCGGUCGAAUACGAGCAGCCGAACAACCGCUUGUACAAUUUCACGGGGGUGGUUAAAGCGGAGGCGUUGGCGGAUGCCGCGCCCAUCGGUCCGACCAACAUCAUCUUGCGGGGGUGUAGCAUCCGCAGCUGUUCGUACAUCUUUGGGGUCGUGCUGUUUGCAGGGAGAGAGUCGAAGCUCAUGCAAAACGCGCGCGCGACGCCGUCCAAGCAGAGCAACGUGUACAAGAAAGUCAAUCGGUGCAUCAUUUUGAUCUUCCUCACCCAGGCCGUGUUAUGUGUGAUCAGCGCCUUGUCGUUCAACGCGUGGGUGAAGCGCAACUUGGAGCUCCGCGACUGGUACAUUCCGUUCAUCAAAACCGACUCGACGGCGUUCUUUACGUUUUUGAUUCUGUACAACAACUUGGUACCGAUUUCGCUGUACGUGUCCCUGGACAUGGUCAAGGUCGCACAAGCGAAGAACAUUUCGACCGACCCAGAAAUGUGCCACGAAGGUUUUUACGCGAUCGCGCGCACGUCCGACUUGAACGAAGACUUGGGGCAGAUCGAGUACAUUUUCAGCGACAAGACUGGCACAUUGACGCAAAACAUCAUGGAGUUCCGCAAGUGCUCCAUCGGCGGCGUCAUCUAUGGCUACGGGUCGACGGAAAUCGCCAAAGCCGUGGCGAGUUUGGCCAAACAAAACCAACCGCCCACAGAAUCGACCAUAGCGUCGGCGGUGGAAUACGGUCCUGGUCCAGCCGCCGACUUGAACGACGCGCAGAUUUUCCUCGACAAAACCAUUCACUUUGACGACCCCCGCCUCAUCAGUGAGAUUUCCACCGGCGGGCCCAACGCCGCGCGCAUCGACGAAUUCCUGACGCUCUUGGCCGUGUGCCAUACGGUGAUCCCAGAGACCAACGGCACGACCGGCGUCACAACGUACAGGGCGUCGUCGCCGGACGAAGAAGCCCUGGUGAAGGCGGCACGAUGCCUCGGGUACAAACUGGUGGCCCCCGCGCCGUUGGUGCAAGUGGAAGUAUCGCUCAAGGCCAAGCCGUCCACGAUGCAAACGUUUACGAUCCUCAACGUGAACGAAUUCAACUCGACGCGCAAACGCAUGUCCACGGUGGUGCAAUUCGCGGACGGCCGCAUCGUCGUGUACUGCAAGGGCGCAGACAAUGUCAUCAUACCACGGUGCAAACUCGACAGCUCGUCGGCGCAGCUGGACGAACACCUCAAAGCGUUCGCGUCCGAAGGACUGCGCACGCUUGUGCUGGCCAAGCGGGAGCUCAGUGAAGCCGAUUACGAAGCAUGGAACAAAGUGUACCAGGCGGCGGCGACGUCGUUGACCGAUCGGGACAACCUGUUGGACGCGGCCGCGGAAGGGCUCGAAGUGAACAUGGACAUUGUCGGCGCCACGGCCAUCGAAGACAAGUUGCAAGUGGGGGUGCCCAACACUAUUCACAGCCUCGCGCAAGCAGGGAUCAAGAUCUGGGUGCUCACUGGGGACAAGGAAGAGACCGCCGUGAACAUUGGCCACGCGUGCCGCCUCUUAAACGACGGCAUGCAGCUGCUGUUUAUCAACCGCGAAAGCCUCGCGGAAUUGACCGAGCAGCUCGAGUACUUGUACAACAUGGACAGCAUUCAAUCGCAUUACAAGGAUAAGACCAUUGCCGACAACAUUGCCAUCGUUUGCGAUGGCAAAGCGUUGGUGCACUUUUUUCCGUCCAAAGCGUUGACCGUCGACGAAAAGGUCGUGGCGAAGGAACUUCGUCGGAAACUGCUCGUCGUCGCCAGCGUGUGCAAAGCGCUCAUUGCCUGUCGCGUGUCCCCCGCCCAAAAAGCAGAUAUUGUCAACAUGGUUCGAUACCAUUCCCACAACAAACCGAUUACGUUGGCCAUCGGCGACGGCGCGAACGACGUCAACAUGAUCCAGUCGGCACAUGUGGGCAUUGGCAUUUGUGGCCAGGAAGGCGUGCAAGCUGUGAACGCCAGCGACUACGCCAUCGCUCAAUUCCGGUACGAAUACGCUUGAUUCUUUGAUUGAUCAUGAUGAACGAUGACGAUGAGUUGACGAUGGCGGUAGGUUCCUUCAACGGCUGCUGUUGGUGCACGGCCGAUCCAACUACAAACGCAUUGCCAAAGUCAUCUUGUAUUCGUUCUACAAGAACAUGUCGCUCGUGAUCGUGCUGUUCCUGUACAACUUUUACAACGGGCAGAGCGGCACGUCGCUGUUUGAGAGCUUUGUGAUGGCGGGGUGGAACUUUUUCCUGGCGCUGCCGAUCAUUGCGAUCGGCAUCUUUGACGAAGACGUGAGCCCGGAGCAAGCGAUGGCGUUCCCUCCGCUGUAUUUGUCUGGUCAGCGCAACGAAGACUUGAACAUCAAGUACUUUUCGUGGUGGAUCUUCAACGCGUUCUACCAUGCGUUUAUCAGCUUCUUCUUGCCCGUGUACAUUGUCCGGGGGUUUACCACGGAAGCGUUUCACGUGCAAGGGACGACCAUUUACUCGGGACUGCUCAUGACCAUGAACCUCAAAGUGAUCUUUGAAACGCUGUCGUGGACGAUGUUUAGCUACGCGUUCGUCGUGUUUUCGUUCCUGCUCUUCUUCUUCUUCUUGGCUGUGUAUCCUGUCGUGCCAGGGCUUGGCAACGACAUGAUUGGCGUCCCUACGUCCAUGCUGUCGACGUACGUUCAGUCGUCGUCUCCUUGGCGUCCCUGUGUUGACAUGGCGUUGACUGACUAGGGCGCUGUAUUGGCUCGUCUUCUUCUUGAUUCCCGCGGCCUGCAUGUUGAUCGACAUCAGCAUUAAAUAUUGGGUGAAAAACUAUCGACCCACGGAGGCCGAUAUUCUGCGUGAGCGUGGGUUGCUACAAAAGAACCAGCUCAAGAUUGUCGACAUGACAACCAAUGGCGCGGUCACUUACUCGCACCCGCGGUCUAUGGAGGAACAACGACAGGAUGAAAAGGCUGGCGUGAAGAACUUGGACAUGACAGGAUACACUGGAUUUGCAUUUUCGGCCCCCGAAGACAAAGUCGUGAGUGACGUCGACUCCAAGGAAGCCGUGCGCGAAAUUGCCACCAUGCGCGUGGACCACUUCAACUUCACGGGCGAAACGGACGCAGAAGCCGAGCGUCGCCACGGUCUUGGUUCGUUUCACGGCGAAAAACGAGUGAGCAGCCAUGCAGGAGUGAACUCGAUCCUCGGCAGUCUUCCUCUGGCGGAGCUAAUGGAAGGCGCUGGCGGCGUAGCAGCGAAGACCCCCAGCGUGUCGUCCCCGCCGUAGCACUAGCAAGCACGUUCCCUCACCUACAAUAGAUAUUUGAAUAUGACAUCUCACGAUUUCGUCC
Molecule: messenger RNA, 4061 nt
Organism: Aphanomyces astaci
Lineage: Eukaryota; Oomycota; Saprolegniomycetes; Saprolegniales; Verrucalvaceae
Exons: 11
Coding region: 57-2747 (896 amino acids)
Biological process (GO): phospholipid translocation
Cellular component (GO): plasma membrane
Molecular function (GO): magnesium ion binding; ATP hydrolysis activity; ATPase-coupled intramembrane lipid carrier activity
Source: RefSeq, a predicted model, not a curated record